Messenger RNA from Arachis ipaensis, 1547 nucleotides. RefSeq names its product F-box protein SKIP19-like. Gene Ontology annotation, molecular function: protein binding. The record is from RefSeq and is a predicted model, not a curated record. NCBI's taxonomy places the organism in Eukaryota, Viridiplantae, Streptophyta, Magnoliopsida, Fabales, Fabaceae.
AUAUUUUCAUACCAUACGCUCCGUUCUUUAUCCUCAUCGCUAUUCAAUGAUUUUGCGACCCUGCCUCCUAUUUCGAAACCUAACCCGACCCGAGUUUCGCAUCCGAAAGAAGAAUGGAACCCUGUGUAACCUCCUCCAUUGUCGCCUCUCUUUAAAUCUCGGUGCGCUCUCUCCCCAGACCUCCUAUCCCACUCUGCCCCAUCGUGGACACUGUUCAGGUUCUGGGCUAUCAAGUUCUGUUCUUCUCUGCGGCCUGGGGGCAACACCAACACCAAAACCUAUGAACUUUGCAAAUCGCCAUGGAGUACCGAUCCAUUCUUGCAAGGCCUGCCAAGAAAAUAAACUGGUUGGAUCUUCCGCAUGACCUCACUUUGAUGAUCAUUGGAAAACUUACCACAUUUCAGAUCUUAACCAGUGUUCAGUUCGUGUGCCGCAUAUGGCACCGCAUCUGCAUGGAUCCGCUCAUGUGGCGCACCAUCAACAUGUGCGAUAUUGGUAUGCGCGAUUCAGUGGACUAUAAAUUGGGGGAGAUGUGCCGCCAUGCAAUUGAUCGUAGUUGUGGCCUGUUGAUAGACAUAACUAUCCAUUCCUUUGGUACCGAUGAUCUCCUCAGCUAUAUAAUUAACUCGGGAUGUCAUAAAUUGCGACACUUGCGAUUUGUUCGAAGCUAUCGAAUUUCAGACAAAGGAUUAUGUGAGAUGGCUGAAAAGCUUCCAUUGUUGGAGGAACUUGAUAUUACCCCUUGUCCCGAUGUAUCUAGUAUUGCUUUAGAAGCAAUUGGCCGAGGUUGUCCUCUUCUGAAAUCAUUCAAAUUUAACGACAAUAAUGGUUUUGUUUGUGGCGGUAACGAAGAAGCAUUUGCUAUUGCACAAAAUAUGUCCAACUUACGCCAUCUUCAACUUGUUGGAAACCCCCUCGACAACAGUGGCUUGAGCGCCAUUCUUAAUGGUUGUUCUCAUCUUGAAUCUCUGGAUUUACGCAACUGUUACAAUGUCGAGUUGGAGGGGAUAUUGAGGACAAGAUGUGAUGAACAAUUAAAAGAUUUUAGAGAUCCAGAUGCUCCCCUUGACUUUCAAUUUUGGGGACGAUGCUAUGACACUGCAUACCAGGAUGCAUUAUACGAGUAUCUACGCGAGAAGAGGGUUAAAAAACAAGAAGCUGAGAGAGCCGAGAAAGAAAAAAGAUAUACAGAGGCAGAAAAUUUGGAUGAAGCAAAUUGGGAGGAAAUAUAUGCUAUAUGGGAAUGUAUUAAAAAUCCAAGAUUACUGUAUAAAGGAUUAAUUUUAGGAUCAAGUAGGGGAAAGAAGAAUAAUGCUAAAAUCAAAUGGAAGAAGAAACAUGGAAGAAAGAAAUGCAAAAUUAAUAACCAAAAAAGCAUAUAUUAUGAAAUGGAAGAUGCACAUGAAUUAUUGCAGUCUAAUGUUUUCUUUCUUUAAAUUAUAAUUUUUUUUUAUAUAGGUCAUGUUUAUUUUAUUGGUUUAAUUUCGUCUCUUAUCAAAAAUAAAAAAUUGUUUGAAGUUCUUGGAUAAUAUAAGUUUGUUGAGACA